This is a messenger RNA of Austrofundulus limnaeus, 407 nucleotides long. Its product is annotated as opsin-VA. Gene Ontology annotation, biological process: G protein-coupled receptor signaling pathway. The record is from RefSeq and is a predicted model, not a curated record. NCBI's taxonomy places the organism in Eukaryota, Metazoa, Chordata, Actinopteri, Cyprinodontiformes, Rivulidae. Gene Ontology annotation, cellular component: membrane. Gene Ontology annotation, molecular function: G protein-coupled receptor activity.
UUCAGGAAGUGCCUGAUCCAGCACUUCACCGGAGCGGGGACCGUCCAGGACUGCAACCUGAACCAGACCUCGGAGCGGCCCGGGAUCACAGCCGAGUGCCUCACGGGGGAAAUGUCGGCCAUCGCGGCCCGGAUCCCCGUGGGCGCGGCGUCCAGAUCUGAGGACUCGCAGACCGAGUGCGGCUCGUUCGCUCAGCUUCCCAUCCCGGAGAACAAAGUGUGUCCGCUGUAGCCCCGCCCCCGACCUGCAGACUCCCCUUCAGGGAACAGGACCGUUUAUUUCAGCAGCUCUGGAAGGUUAAUGUUGUAGGUGUUUGCUCCCAACCUUAGAAACUUCUUCAGGUCAUGUGAUCGCUCUCAGUGGAACGCACUGAAAAACAACCCGACCCUCGACUGGCCCCGACUGGC